Molecule: messenger RNA, 5998 nt
Organism: Callithrix jacchus (white-tufted-ear marmoset)
Lineage: Eukaryota; Metazoa; Chordata; Mammalia; Primates; Cebidae
Gene: ZNF514
Product: zinc finger protein 514
Biological process (GO): regulation of transcription by RNA polymerase II
Molecular function (GO): RNA polymerase II cis-regulatory region sequence-specific DNA binding; DNA-binding transcription factor activity, RNA polymerase II-specific
Source: RefSeq, a predicted model, not a curated record
GUCCCCCAAGCGGCCCCAGCCUGCGCCCCGCUACCUGAACCCUCAGGAGGACCGCAGGGCUGUGAACGAAAGACAGAGAUUUUGGCCUAGUGAAAGGACACCGCUCCUUAGCCCCAGCUAUGGACUCCACAGCAUCAGAAGUCCUAGGAGAAGACCUGCCUGCAUAUAGUGUGCCCAGCAAAUAACUUCAGUGGUGUGACCAGACUGGUCACACUUCACCCACCUGUAGACUGAAGUGGGCCUGUGUACACAGGCACUUCUCAAUGUUUGAAGGCUAGAAGCUACCUCUCAGCUCCCUCUGACCCACUGAUGUCCUCAGGACCGCGGAGGUGACAAGCAGAGCUGUGCAGGGUCUCAGGCUUGGGGAGUCUGAGAGCUGUGUGUGCCAGCAGGGUCAGCUUCCCAUAUGGCUCCUUCUACCUUCCCAGCUUCCUCUUCUCAGGACCCUGCUCUUCCUCCAGAGAGAUUCCUGGGAGAAAAGAGAACAACGAAUUCAUUCCUGAAAGCCAGGCCUCAGGACCUGAUGACAUUCGAAGAUGUGGCUGUGGAAUUCACCCAGUGGGAGUGGGGGCAGCUGAACCCUGCCCAGAAGGACCUCUACAGGGAGGUGAUGCUGGAGAACUUCAGGAACCUGACCCUCCUGGGCCUUCUGGUAUCCAAACCAUAUGUGAUCUGCCAGUUGGAGGAAGGGGGCGAGCCCUUCAUGGUGAAGAGAGAAAUCUCAAUAGGAGUCCACUCAGACUGGGAGAGAAGGUCUAAAUCCAAGGAAUCAAUGCCAAGUCAGGGAAUUUCCAAAGAAGAAUUAUUCCAGGUAGCAUCAGUGGAAAAACAAAUUCCAGAUGAGCUGCAGUUCUCGAAGUUGAAAGCAGCCUGUGGUUGUGAUGGCCAGGUAGAGAUGCAGCAGAUAAAACAGGAGACACACCUGAAACAAAUGUCAACCACUCACAAAUCUGCUACCAUCCUUAGCAGAAAUUAUGAAUGGAAUGGAUUUGGGAGAAGCUUAGGUUUAAGAUCAGUCCUUGUCAACCAACACAGAGUUUUCAUGGGAGAAGGAUCUUAUAAAUGUGAUACAGAAUUUGGACAGACUUCAGGGGGAAAUAGCUCUCAGAGAACCCAUCCAGAGAAGAAAUCUUGUAAAUGUAAUGAAUGUGGGAAGUCCUUUCACUUCCAGUCAGAACUUAGGCGCCAUCAGCGAUGUCAUACGGGAGAAAAGCCCUAUGAAUGCAGUCAAUGUGGAAGAGCCUUUGGUCAUAUUUCAUCCCUUAUUAAGCAUCAAAGAACUCAUACUGGAGAAAAGCCCUAUGAAUGCAGUGAAUGUGGGAGAGCCUUCAGCCAGAGUUCGUCUCUUGUUCUGCAUUAUAGAUUUCACACUGGAGAGAAACCCUACAAAUGUAAUGAAUGUGGACGAGCCUUUGGUCACACUUCAUCCCUCAUUAAGCAUCAGAGGACUCAUACCGGAGAAAAGCCCUAUGAAUGCAGGGAAUGUGGGAGAACCUUCAGCCAGAGCUCAUCACUCAUUGUACAUUAUAGAUUUCAUACUGGAGAGAAACCUUACAAAUGUAAUAAAUGUGGGAGAGCCUUCAGCCAGAGUUCAUCUCUCACUCAACAUUACAGAUUUCACACUGGAGAGAAACCCUACAAAUGUAAUGAGUGUGGAAGGGUCUUUGCUCAUACUGCAUCUCUUAUUAAACAUCAGAGAAGUCAUGCUGGAAAAGAACACCUAUGAAUUCAGUGAAUAUAGAAGGGUUUUCAGCUGGAAUGCAGUCAUCACCAGUACUUAGAGAAUUCGUAUCAGAGAGAGAUCCUAAAGGUGUCAUGUAUAUGAGAAAACCACAUCUUGUUCCACAUCAGGCACUAAUUACUAAAGAGAAUCCUAUCAAUGUCAAGAGAGGAUGGGCUUCAGCCACAUCCCCUCUCUUAUCACACGUGGGAGAAUCCAUACUAGUGAAAAACGAUGUAAGUGUAUUGAAUGCAGGAAGGCUUUGAUCAGAGGAUGCACAUUAUACAGCAUCAGACAGCUGACACUGGGGACUACCCUUAUUAAUGCAGUAAGUAUGGCAAGCCUUCAGUUACAUGUUGAUUCUUUAAGAAAAUCAGAUAACUUGUACUGGAGAGAAAUUCUGCAAGUGUGGUAAGUAUGGUAAAAUCUUCAGUUGUAUUUAUUCCUUUACUAGACAUCAAGAACACAUACUAGAGAGAAGCCCUAUGAAAGCAGAAAAUAGAGGAAGGCCUUCAGUCAGAGCUCAUUCCUUAUUAAGCAUCAGAAAAUUCAUACUUGAGAAAAACCUAUGAAUGUGGACAAUGUGGGAGAGCCUUCAGCCAAACCUCAUUGCUUUAUAAACCCCAUAGAACUCUCCAUACUAGUUAGAAACUCUGGUAAUGUGAUGAGUGUAGGAAAGGCUUUGGUGGAUGUUCCACUUUUUUUGCACAUUAGAAAAUUUCCCAGUUUCACUAAAUUUGAAGCAUUGCUCUAGCACAUGUUUCAAAUUUAGUGAAACUGGGAAAACCCUCUAUUAUAGUUCAAGCCUCAGUUUUCACCUCAAAGAGAAACCCUGGGAACAUUAUGAAUCUGUGGAAAGUUCCUUUCCAACUUGAGAUGUAUAAAACUAGAGCUGAAAAGAAGCUGAGAAAUCACCUUGUCUGGUGAUUUUCUGCCUGGUGGGGCCAUUUGUAUAACCACACUUGUGCAUUGCCUCCUCAUGCUGUUACUGAUAGGGCAGGGUGUCAUGCAUGGGUUCAGAGGAUGGAGGCUGAGAAAGGUAGACAGCUACCCAUGAUCCAGCCCAGUCAUAUUUUAGAAUGAAUGAAACUGAUAUUCAGAAAGCGACAUGCCUUGGCCUGUUGUUCUAACUGGGCUGGGUCUCUUUCCUGUGGUUCACAAUUGUAGUAUGGAGAUUAAUAGACUGGACCUUUCCUGUACAAUACCUCCAUGCACUUCUAUGGUAACACAUGUUACCUUUCUUUAUGAGGCAAUGGAGUGGUCUAGGAUUGAGCAAAAAACAAUUUUCAUUGCAUCUUUAUGCUAAUAGAUUUGGAAUUUUUGAAAUGAAAUGAAACUUUGUUUAAACAUUAAAAUUACUACAUUAUGGGUAUUAUACAUGAUCAAAAUUUCAAAAACAUGCUUCUAGGUGAAAGAUGGCAGAUGCCAGAUACCACAUAUUUUAUAGUAUCAUUUUAGGAAAUGUCCAGAAAUGGCAGAUCUUCAGAAACAAAGUAACUGCAAAUGUUACAAGAAAUAUUUUUGGGAUUACGAAAAUGUUCUAAAACGAGAUGGUGGUGAUGGUUGAACAAUUUGGUAACUUCACUAAAAUCAUUGAAUUGUUCACUUUAAAUGGGUGAAUUGUAUAGUAAAUUAUACUUCAAUAAAAUUAUUUUUAAAAAUCAAAUUUACCAAUAUACCAACCAUUGCUAAACAUGUGUUCCAUUUUUUUUUUUGUUAUUUCAAGCUAUCUGUGCAUUUUUGGUAUCCCUUUUUCUUUUUCUUUUUUUUUUUUUUUUGAGAUGGAUUUUCGCUCUUGUUGCCCAGGCUGCCUCCGCCUCCUGGGUUCAAGAAAUUCUCCUGCCUCAGCCUCCCUAGUAGCUGGGAUUACAGGUGCCUGUCACCACGCCUAGCUAAUUUUUUUUUGUAUUUUUAGUAGAGAUGGGAUUUCACUGUGUUGGCCAGGCUGGUCUCAAACUCCUUACCUCAGGUGAUCCUCAUGCCUUAGCCUCCCAAAGUGCUGGGAUUGGUGUGAGCCACUGCCACUUUUUAUUUUCUAUAAUAAUUACCUUACAUUUACUGGGUCUCAGAACCUUGUCAGGCUUUUUAAAAUUCCUGCUGUGUUGGCUUUGUAACUCAAGUGAAGAAACUUAGACCAGGAGCUGGUAUGGACCAAAAGGAUACUUGCCUAAUAAGGAUCAACUUAUACUGAGGGAAGUCCUUCAAGUAUUUAAAGUCCAGAUGAGCAAGUUGAGCCUGGAAUUCAGGGAACGAGCUCAAAAUGGGUCCAUGCAGACAGGCUGGGUCUAAAAGUCCACAAGUUUGGCCAGGGCAGGUAGGAUGCACAGGAGGCAUCUGGAUCUGGAAGUACCUGAACAGCUGAGGUCAAGAUGCCGGUUGUGGAGCCUAAAAAUCAUACAGAAAUUUCUUCCCAAACUGCCAAGAUUUCCAAGAGUAGAAGUAGUAAAUAUUUUUUUGCUCCAUCCCUCCCUUUUUUCCCAGUGCCCUUUUCUGUACUUAGUGAGAUCACUUUAUACCUAAACACCUGUCACAGUUUUGUAACUGGUAUUCGUCUAAAAUCUGUCUCUUCCUCUCAUGUAUCCUUGCAUGUUAACCAUACUCAUCAGUUUGAACCCAGUGCCCUGCCCUCCAAAAAUCCUUUGCACUGCCUAUAAGAUAAAUCCUAACCCUAGUGUUUGGUAUAUAAUGCCCUCUUUAGGCUGUCCCAACCUCCUCCUGCUCCUGACUGGAGCCUCCAUUGCACACAAAUGCUCUCUUGCCUUCCCUCAGACAUGCCUCUCCACUUUUCAGCCUGUAAAUCUUUACCUCUGCUGUUCCAUCGGCCUGGGGCACUUUCUCCACCUGCCUAAAACCUAUAUGGUCAGUCAGAAAUCUGUGUAAAUUUCCCUUCUUUGGGGAGGUGUUCUCUUGAAAACUGAUAUGAAGUCUGAUCUUACUGUUUGCAAUAUAAAAAUAUUUAUUGUUUGCAUAAUUUUUUUAAAUGGAAGAUAUCUGGACUUCUGGUAAAUCUCGUCACUGUCUUGUUCUAUUAAAUUUUUAAAAAUCAUUUUAUCACUUUUGUAUUUUUGGAACCAGAUGACAACAGAAAAAGUCCAAUGGUAAAAUAUUUGAGGAGAUUUUUUUUCUGAGACAAAUAGGAGUGACCUGUAGGCACAGUUGACCAGCAUUUGCAUUAAACAGAGACCUUAAGACUGACAAAAACAGACUAUUUGUAGCAAUAACAACAUGACAAAAAGUCCUGAGAGAAAGCAAAGUGUUUUACCCCAGAUGCCAAAUAGAUUUAUUUUAAGUCUGAUAAGAAACAAGUCUGACACAGCCCCAGGAGAUCCUGAGAACAUGUGCCCAAGGUAGCUCUUGUUAGGGGCAGCAGGAGGUUGGGGCAGCCCUGAAGAGGGCAUUAUAUACCAAACACAGGAGUGAGGAUUUAUCUUAUAGGCAGUGCAAAGGAUUUUUGGAGGGUAGGACACUGGGUUCAAACUGAUGAGUGUUUAACAUGGCAAGGAUACAUGAGAGAAAGAGACAGUUGUGCUGUCAGGGUACAGCCUGGUUUCGUACGUUAAGACAACAGUCAAUACAUACAUGUAAGAUUUACAUUGGUUUGACAGAGAAAGACAGAGAAGCUGGUGGGGAAGGGGUGGAGACAGAGGGAGGGCCUUCCAGGUUAUAGGUAAAUUCAAAGAUUUUCUGAUUGGCAGUUGGUUUAUUCAAAGACCUGGAAUCAAUAGAAGGGAAUGUCUGGGUUAAGACAAGGUAUUGUGGAGACCAAGGUUCUUACUAUGAGAUGAAGCCUGAGGGUAGCAGGCUUCAGAAAGAAUAGAUUAUGUUUCUUAUCAGACUUGAGAAAUUUAUUUUGGGGUAAAGUACUUAGAUUUCUCUCAGGGCCUGUUAUCUGUCACGUUAUCUUACUGCUACAAAGAACCUGUUUUUGUCAGUCUUAAGGUCUCUGUUUUAAUAUAAUGCUGGCCUACUGUGCCUGAAUUCCAAAGAGUGGAAGGUAUAAUGAAGUAUGUCUGACCACCCAUUACCUUCAUGGCCUGAACUAGUGUUUCAGGUUUACUUUAGAAUGCCCUUGGCCAAGAGGAAGGGUCCAUUCAGCUGGUUGUGGGGCUUAGAAUUUUAUUUUUGAUUUACACAGACUAUCCGCUGCUUCAGAUCACAUCUCAUGCUUCUCUUGUGUUGCCCAGUUUUCUCAGCACUUCUGUCUGACUUCAUGUUUUUGUACUAGAUGAAAAGCCUUCUUUCUAGAAAACUAUGAAUUAAAUAUUUCUUUAGAAAAAU